UUUCCCCGGGGCAGUAAACUUGCCGGGAUCAGAAAGAAAUCGAUUAAACCUAAGCCGUGUGCGGUGCACAUCUCAGGGCACCUGGACGCAUGAAAACUCCAAAGGACUUUUCUGAAACGGAGGUUAUGCCUCCCAGGUCUCUUGCCAACUUUUCUCUGACCACGGGCGCCAAUCACAGUGACUUCAUUAUGGGGUUGUCAGAGAGGGAUCUCCCGAUGCUUCCUGACGGGACCACUGCGGAGUUAGUAGUCCGCUGUGUUAUCCCAUCCCUCUACCUGCUCAUCAUCACGGUGGGCUUGUUGGGCAACAUCAUACUGGUGAAAAUCUUCAUCACCAACAGCGCCAUGAGGAGUGUCCCCAACAUCUUCAUCUCUAACCUGGCCGCAGGGGACGUGUUGCUGCUGCUCACCUGUGUCCCGGUGGACGCCUCUCGCUACUUCUUUGAUGAGUGGAUAUUUGGGGAGGUGGGCUGCAAACUGAUACCAGUCAUCCAACUCACCUCCGUGGGGGUUUCUGUGUUCACUCUCACGGCCCUCAGCGCGGACAGGUACAGAGCGAUUGUAAACCCCAUGGACAUCCAGACCUCGGGGGCAGUGAUGUGGACCUGUAUGAAGGCCGUGGCUAUUUGGGUAGUGUCUGUGCUGUUGGCAGUUCCUGAAGCCGUGUUUUCUGAAGUGACUCAAAUUGGAAGCCUAGAAAAUGGCAGCUUCACAGCAUGCAUCCCCUACCCUCAGACAGAUGAGUUACACCCAAAGAUUCACUCAGUGCUUAUCUUCUUGGUCUAUUUCCUUAUACCACUUGUUGUUAUUAGUGUUUAUUAUUAUCAUAUAGCAAAGACCUUAAUUAAAAGUGUACACAAUCUUCCUGGAGAAUACAAUGAGCAUACCAAAAAACAGAUGGAGACACGGAAACGCCUGGCUAAAAUUGUGCUGGUCUUCGUGGGCUGCUUUGUCUUCUGCUGGUUUCCAAAUCACAUCCUCUACAUGUACCGGUCUUUCAACUAUAAGGAGAUUGACCCAUCGCUGGGCCAUAUGAUUGUCACCUUGGUUGCCCGGGUUCUGAGCUUUUGUAAUUCUUGUGUCAAUCCAUUUGCUCUUUAUCUACUCAGUGAAAGCUUCAGGAGGCAUUUCAACAGCCAGCUUUGCUGUGGGAGGAAGUCCUAUCGAGAGAGAUCCACCAGCUACUUAUUCAGUUCUUCUGCUGUUAGGAUGACAUCUCUGAAAAGUAAUGCUAAGAACAUGGUGACCAAUUCAACUUUACUAAAUGGGCACAGUAUGAAACAGGAAAUAGCACUGUGAUUUGGAUCAUUCAAUUCACUUCCUGGAAAGAACU
Messenger RNA from Chrysochloris asiatica (Cape golden mole), 1332 nucleotides. RefSeq names its product neuromedin B receptor (gene NMBR). Gene Ontology annotation, cellular component: membrane. Gene Ontology annotation, biological process: bombesin receptor signaling pathway. The transcript has 3 exons. The coding region runs from base 90 to 1298 and encodes 402 amino acids. Gene Ontology annotation, molecular function: bombesin receptor activity. The record is from RefSeq and is a predicted model, not a curated record. NCBI's taxonomy places the organism in Eukaryota, Metazoa, Chordata, Mammalia, Afrosoricida, Chrysochloridae.